AUGAGUUUUCGAGCGGAAGGAAAAAACGAAUUAAUCUCGCUACGUAAUCAACUUGAUUCAAAUGAUCCAGCUCAACGCAAAAUUGCAGCCAAAAGAGUUGUUGCAAUGAUGAGAGCUGGCGAAAAUCUUUCAAUUUUAUUUUCUUCAAUGUUACGUUGUGUAAAAACAAAUGAUAUCGAAUUAAAGAAAUUAACAUAUCAUUACUUAGUUACCUAUGCAACCAGCGAGCCUGAACAAUCUAUUAUGGCCGUCAAUACUUUCAUUCAAGACAGCCAAGAUUUUAAUCCACUCAUACGUGCGCUGGCUGUUCGUACUAUGUGUAGAAUUAAGAUCGAUACUGUUGCAGAGAACAUGAUUCUCCCUUUAAAGCAAACUCUUGCUGAUAAAGACCCAUACGUUCGAAAGACAGCAGCUUUAGCGGUUGCCAAGCUUUACGAAGUCAUUCCUGAGCAAGUAGAAACAGCCCAAAUCUUUCCAAUUUUGAUGAAAUUAUUAUCAGACGAAAAUCCUUUAGUUGUUUCUAAUACAACAAUUGCAUUAUUCGAAAUUAACGAGCACAGAACUACUCCUCUCUUCGUUCUCAACGAAAAGACAGUUUCUCCACUGAUUGCUGCAUUAACUCAAUGCAGCGAGUGGGUUCAGACCAAUCUUCUUGAUUGCCUUUCAAAAUACAAACCGCUCGAGGCAAAAGAAGCAGAUUUCUUGAUUGAUAGACUUAUUCCGUUUUUAAAGCAUUCCAAUCCGUCAGUAUCCAUUGGAGCUUUCAGAUGCAUCUUCAUGUUCAUGAAUAAGUCCGAAAAACCUGAACAAGAAAUCUUUUCAAACAUUAUUCCUCCAUUCAUCACAAUGUGCUCUUCUGGUGAGCCAGAAAUACAGUUUAUUGUAUUGAGAACUAUUUCUCUUUUCGUUAACAAAUAUCCGAAAGCACUUUCAAAAGAAAUCCGCGUUUUCUUCAUUAAAUACAACGAUCCUUCAUACAUUAAGAUGGAAAAGCUCAAUAUUCUCAUUCAGAUUGUCUCACCCAAGAAUAUUACGCUCCUUCUUGACGAAUUGGACGAAUAUUGCAACUCGGUCGAUAUCGGAUUUGUCACAAAGUCGAUAGAAAUACUUGGCCAGCUUGCCACUAAAAUCGAAGCAUCCGCUCGUCGGGUUGUUGACAUUCUUGUUCGUCAAGUUGAAUCAAAGAACGAUUUCGCAUGCGAACAAGCCAUUAUCGUCAUUACAGAUAUUCUCAGACGCUUCCCCGGAGAAUUUGAGUCCGUUAUUACAGUUGUUUUCAAGAAUAUUGAGAAUAUUAAAAAUUCCAGAGCGAAAGCAUCAGCAAUUUGGAUACUCGGCGAGUAUUGCCAGCGCAUAGACAAUGCAUCCGACAUAUUAGAUAUGUUUAUUGACUCAUUCCACGACGAAUCUCCCGAAGUUCAGAUUGAAUUGCUCACAGCUCUUGUUAAAGUAUACUGUUUGAAGCCAGACGAGUCCAAGGACCAGCUCCAGUUCGUUCUCAACGAAUCCAUCAAGGAGAGCGUCCUUCCAGACGUCAGAAACAGAGCUCUCAUUUACUGGCGCCUUCUUUCCGCAGAUCCAGAAGCUGCAAAGAAGAUUAUUGUGUUCCCGAAGCAUCUCACAGGCCAGAACAGCUCCAAGUUCACUCCACAAGUCCUUGACGAGCUUAUUAAGAACAUAGGAAAUGUUUCUGGUGUUUUACAUGUUGCUCCUGUUGAUUUCAUCAGAAGAGUUCGAUACAUGCCUGAAGAUAAUGAUGAAGAAGUCGAGAAUUACGAUGUUUCAUGGGAUCUCGCCAAAUCUCAGGAGAACUUGAACGUUUUCGUGUCUUGGCAAUCACAAAAAUUCUUUUUGAAAGUUGUAAACAAAAGCCAAGAAAAAAUUUCCAAUUUCGCACUCGCAUUGAAUAAGAAUCCAAUUGGAAUAAAUCUUGAUCAAGACGUAAAGUUCCCUACAGAAUUACAAUACGGAGAAUCAUUCGAAGUCCAGAUUCCUAUCAAAGUUUUGCCUGAAACAGCUGCAAACUUCGAACAAACUGACCUUCAAUUUGCUUUGAGAACAAAUAGCGGUUUGGUAAUGUUCACUUCACCUAUCAACAUUUAUGCAGUUUGCAAACGAGUUGAUGGUGUUAACAAGCAGAGUUUCGAGUCAUCAUGGACAAUGGCACCAGGUGAAGAUGCAAUUUCGAUCAAGGGAACAAUGGCAGAUAAUGUUUAUCUUGAAUCAAAGAAUAUUUCAGUUGUUUCUAAUGAAAACAACGUCAUCAUGUGUGUUUUGAAUUUCGGUAAUUGUACAUAUCUUGUUAAGAUGCGUCAGAGUGGUGAAGAUGUUCAAAUAUUAGUCCGUGGUCAGAAUAACUUAUUCCCUAUUAUCAGAAACAAUGCUCAAUCUCUAUUUCUUCUUCAAUAA
Molecule: messenger RNA, 2409 nt
Organism: Trichomonas vaginalis G3
Lineage: Eukaryota; Parabasalia; Trichomonadida; Trichomonadidae
Product: clathrin binding
Exons: 1
Coding region: 1-2409 (802 amino acids)
Biological process (GO): intracellular protein transport; vesicle-mediated transport
Cellular component (GO): membrane coat
Source: RefSeq, a predicted model, not a curated record